Setaria italica (foxtail millet) is the source of this 2988-nucleotide messenger RNA. Its product is annotated as protein BLISTER. Lineage: Eukaryota; Viridiplantae; Streptophyta; Magnoliopsida; Poales; Poaceae. The record is from RefSeq and is a predicted model, not a curated record. The coding region runs from base 310 to 2628 and encodes 772 amino acids. The transcript has 13 exons. Gene Ontology annotation, biological process: regulation of growth.
AACAGCAGGCAGGGAACUCAAACCGGUCGGACUCCACGGCGACGCACCAAAAAAGAUAGCAACAGCCAACAGAGGAGGAGGCGAAGGCCCAAACGUUCGGGGGCCGAGCGGGAUUUGGAAGCUGCGCAGCGCGCAUCCCAAAUCCCCCAAUCCCGACCCCGACCCCGACCCCGAUCCCGUCGCCAGAUCUCGCGCCCCCCUCCCCGGGGCUCGAUCGAAUCAGCGGCGGCCGGGGGCGACCGGCGAUUCGGGGACGGGGAGAUCUCGCCGAGAUUUGGGCCGGGCUGCGUUGGUGGGAGCCGGGGAGCCAUGGCGUCGGCGCAGGCGCCCUCCUCCUCCGCCGCCCCGUCGCGCAAGGAGCAUCUCGAGGCCGGGAAGAAGCGGCUCGAGCAGUUCCGCAAGAAGAAAGCAGCAAAGAAGGCCACUGCCAUAGCAGCUAGUGCAGAGCCGGCAAAACCGCCUGCUCCUGAUGUAGUGGAGAACCCCCCUCCAAUUGCCAGUACAGCUAGCUCGGGAGACGGGCUGGUGUCUGAUGUAGAGCCAAACCAAGAAAGCACAUCUUCUGUGCCAUCUGCUGUAUAUGAGAGUGGCUCAGCAAGUUCUUCCAGAGGUGCAGAAUCCCUGUCAAAUGGUCCUGUCAGUGUAAAUGCUUCAGUUGGGGUUAGUAAUGUUACACCCCAGCAAGAUGGUGUUAGUGAUGUAGGAAGUAAGUUCUAUGGGAACUUGAGCUUCUCCGACCUUGUUAAUGGUCAUCAUGAGAAUUGGAGAGGUGACGCUGCCCUUAAAAGGGACGAGCACAGUCCCGACAAGGAUGUGCAAUCAACAUCUAAAUUAAGUGUCUUUGGGAACACAAACAGUUUGAGUUUACCUUCUUCUACCAACACCUUGCCGAGUUGGGGAAGAAAUUCUUUAUCAGAUCAAGUACGUGAUACCGAGCAAUCUAGUUCAUACUCAUCCAGCACCAUUUUUGGAAAGUCUGAAAGUGCUUACACUCAGGAUUACUCCACAAGCAAUGACCUCUUUGGUCGGUUGAGAGCUACCUCCAAAGACUCUUCCAAAGUGGAACAAUCUGUGUAUGCCAGCAGUAUGGAUUAUGGCAAUACCUUCAGUAGUUCUAGGAUUACUGAUAGUGUAGAUCAUGAUACAAAUGUUGGAACUUGGAAUGCAGCGGAUUCCACACCUGUUAAUUUUGAAAAACAGGAUCCUUUUCUGUCAUCUGGUUAUCCAACUGCAUACACUCGAUCAAGGCCAUCAUUUCUUGAUUCGAUCGGAGUACAAAGGACCCCUCCAACAACUCAAGCCUCGUAUGGGGAGCCUGCAAAAGCUAAUCAACUAUCCGGCAAUUCAAAUUAUCAGAGUUCAUUUUUGCAGCAAUCAAAUCAACAAUCCACUGGAAGUAAUGUUGCAGAUAACUCUCUUACAUCAGGAAAUCAGGAAUAUAGACACGAAAAAGGGUCAUAUGGCAGCCCCACCCCUCCUGAUUUCUCGCUUUUCAAAGAAGAAAGAAGUAUACAGCAUUGCAAUCAAACAUCCCAAAACUUCACAACUCACUGGAAAGAUGAUGAUUUUGCAGCACUAGAGCAGCUCAUCGAAGAUUUGACAAAAGAGAAGUUUUCCUUGCAACGUACUCUUCAGAAAUCUCAAGAAUUAGCGGAGAAUUUGGCCACAGAUAACUCUGCACUAACUGAUAAGUUCAAUCAACAGGCACAUGUAAUCAGCCAGUUGACAUCUGACAUGGAGAGAUUGCAGGAAGAAAUUCAAGCUCAACUGCUGGCUCUGGAGUCUGUCAGGACUGAAUAUGCUAAUGCCCAACUAGAAUGCAGUGCUGCAGAUGAGAGGGCAAAAGUACUUGCAGCUGAAGUAAUUCUACUAGAAGAUAAGGCUCUGAAACUGAGGUCAAGUGAGUUAAAACUUGAAAAGGAAGUUGAAGGUUUACAUUCUGAGAUCUCUUCUUACAGGCGCAAAGUUUCUAGUCUAGAAAAGGAGCGCCAGCAUCUUCAAUCUACUGUUGAAGCUCUUCAAGAAGAAAAGAAGCUCUUGUACUCUAAAUUGAGGAACAUUCCUGUGAAUGAAAAGGCAACAGCUGCUACAGAGAAACCUUCAGCUGAUAAAAGAGAUGCAUCAACUGCGACAGUGGAUUUAGAUACUGGGGAAAUCAGUUCUUCAGAAACGCUGACCAGCACUGUCGACACAUUGGAAGAUGCUGGAACAUCAAUUUUGAGGUCCAACAAUAUGUCUGAUUUUCCCUCUUUAGAAGAGGUCUCAUCCAGCAUUCCGGAUGAUCAGCUUAGAAUGAUUGACAACAUCAAUUCCUUGAUGUCAGAGUUAGCGGUGGAGAGAGAAGAGCUGCUGCGGGCACUGAGAAUCGAGUCAUCCAACUGCUCCAAGCUGAAGGAGUUGAAUAAGGACCUAACACAAAAGCUGGAGAUGCAGACACAGAAGCUUGAGCUAUUGACUUCUCAAAGGAUGGCUAAUGAGAAUGUCCUGGCAAAACCAAUCGAUACUCGCUCCAUCAAUGAUGCGACAAUGUAUGCUGAUGAAGGAGAUGAGGUUGUCGAACGGGUGCUUGGCUGGAUAAUGAAGCUCUUCCCAGGAGGGCCCAAGCGGCGUACCAGCAAACUUCUAUAAUGGAAAUAGAGGUCCUAGUAUGCCAGAUGUUUCUUUGAUUAGGGCCUGUUUAGAAGAAAGGGAUUGCUCUAGGAGCUUUAGUAUUUAGUUCAAAUUUGAACUAAAUCCUUUGGAUUUGAAUCCAAAUCCCCUCUAUCCAAACAUGCCCUUAUAUAAUUUUUUUUGUUUGCCCGGUUUUGCUGAUAGCAUGGUGAGAUGUGAGAAGCUGUAUAUUAGAGCCAUUCGAUGUAACCAUUCUUUUUUCUACAGAAAAUGAAAUGUACGCUGACUUGCAGUACGGAGCUGCAACCUUGUACUGGCAAUGAAAAGAACAGCCGCAAAGAAUAAAUCCAUUUGUACGAAUUAUACAUUUUGUCCCCA